Molecule: messenger RNA, 866 nt
Organism: Dendronephthya gigantea
Lineage: Eukaryota; Metazoa; Cnidaria; Anthozoa; Malacalcyonacea; Nephtheidae
Product: protein l(2)37Cc-like
Exons: 8
Coding region: 30-860 (276 amino acids)
Biological process (GO): mitochondrion organization
Cellular component (GO): mitochondrion; membrane
Source: RefSeq, a predicted model, not a curated record
UGAAGAACAUGUGGUAAUAAUCCUCCAAAAUGGCUUCCAGCAUAUCAAGUUUUUUGAAUAAAAUUGCGUCGUUAGGCCUUGGCGUAGCAGUUGUCGGAGGGGUCGUUAAUACUGCGUUAUAUAAUGUUGAAGGCGGACAUAGGGCGGUGAUAUUUGAUCGUUUUCAAGGCGUUAAAGACGAAGUCACAGAUGAAGGGACACAUUUUCUAAUCCCUUGGGUACAAAGACCAAUCAUUUUUGAUAUUCGUAGUCGACCAAGAAACGUCCCUGUGACAACUGGUAGCAAAGAUUUACAAAAUGUGAAUAUUACGCUGAGGAUAUUAUUCCGACCAGAAGCGAAAAGAUUACCAGGAAUUUUUACAAGUCUUGGUGAAGAUUAUGAUGAGAGGGUGCUACCGUCCAUUACAACAGAGGUGUUGAAAGCCAUAGUGGCCCAGUUUGAUGCAAGUGAACUCAUCACCCAAAGAGAAGUUGUUUCAUACAAAGUGCGAGAAGCUUUGGUUGAACGUGGAAGAUCAUUCGGUUUGAUCUUAGAUGAUAUCUCAAUUACUCAUCUAACAUUUGGACAUGAAUUCACAGCAGCUGUCGAGGCAAAACAAGUUGCUCAACAGGAAGCUGAAAGAGCAAGAUUUCUGGUUGAAAAGGCUGAGCAACAAAAGCUUGCAGCCAUCGUUUCAGCCGAGGGUGAUGCCCGCGGUGCAUCGUUGAUUGCGCAGUCAUUCAAGGAGGCUGGUGAAGGUUUGAUUGAACUACGAAGAAUAGAAGCUGCAGAAGAAAUAGCAGAUAGGAUCAGCCAUGCACCAAAUGUUGCAUAUCUACCUGAUGGCAAUAACAUGUUAUUAAAUCUCCCUGCUCCAUAAAGAGAC